AUGGACAGGGAAAAUCAUAAACCACUUAAGAUUACUUUAAAGCUGAAGGGAGAGAAGAUUCUUGAAAUCUAUUCGAACAAAGAAGAAGAAACCGGAGCUGCCGGUACUUCUGCUCUUCCCGGCAGCCCAACGACGAAUGCGCAGAACCAAGAUCGAGAAUCUGAUGGUUCUGCAAGUGAGACAGACAGCGAAGCCACGGAGGAUGACCUUCGCACAUUGGCAAUUAAGCGGCAACAAAGAUUUUCAAAUAAAAUGCCUCGAGGUAUAGGGUCUGUAGGUUCUUUUGCAGUCCAAUGCGAUAUCUGCUCGAAAUGGAGAUUGAUUCCGACCAAGGAGAGGUACGAGGAGAUUCGGGAGCAAAUAAUGGACCGGCCCUUCAUCUGUGAAGUUGCUCGGGAGUGGAAGAACGAGAUGUCGUGUGAGUAUCCUGCCGACUUAAUUCAAGAUGGCAGCCGGCUUUGGGCGAUGGAUAAGCCUAGUGUUCCCCAAACGCCUCCCGGGUGGCAACGGCUCUUAAAAAUUAGAGCUGAAGGAGGAACCAAGUUUGCAGAUGUAUAUUAUAUCUCCCCAACCGGCAAGCAACUUCGCUCCAUGGUUGAAGUUGAAAGGUACCUUUCGGAAAACUUGGAGUACAUAGCUGCCGGUAUUGACAGGACGAAGUUUUCCUUCCAAGUCCCGAGACCACUACAACGGGAUUAUGUUAGGAAGCGGCCGCCUCCAUCACCACUUCCCUUUGCUCCGAUCUUGAAUAUGAAUCUUAGCAGGGCAAGUUCUUCGAUGGGCGGGGAGUAUGAUAGUUCUUCGGGUUUGGUGGCCGAAGCCGAGCCAUCAAAGAAGGAAUAG
Andrographis paniculata is the source of this 843-nucleotide messenger RNA. Its product is annotated as methyl-CpG-binding domain-containing protein 2-like. The record is from RefSeq and is a predicted model, not a curated record. The transcript has 3 exons. Lineage: Eukaryota; Viridiplantae; Streptophyta; Magnoliopsida; Lamiales; Acanthaceae. Bases 1 to 843 code for a protein of 280 amino acids. Gene Ontology annotation, molecular function: DNA binding; zinc ion binding.